This is a messenger RNA of Columba livia (rock pigeon), 3244 nucleotides long. RefSeq names its product methionyl aminopeptidase 1 (gene METAP1). The transcript is spliced from 11 exons. Gene Ontology annotation, biological process: proteolysis. The record is from RefSeq and is a predicted model, not a curated record. Lineage: Eukaryota; Metazoa; Chordata; Aves; Columbiformes; Columbidae. The coding region runs from base 101 to 1258 and encodes 385 amino acids. Gene Ontology annotation, cellular component: cytosol. Gene Ontology annotation, molecular function: metalloaminopeptidase activity.
CCUCUCGUCUCCCCGCCCGCUCCAGCCGGCGGCACCUCCGGGCGGCGGCUCCUCCCCUCCCUCCCUCCCUGUCUCGCCGCGCCUGUGGCCGCCCGGCAGCAUGGCGGCGGUGGAGCCGCGCGUCUGCGAGACGGCCGGUUGCAGCAGCGAGGCCAAGCUGCAGUGUCCGACCUGCCUCAAGCUGGGUAUCCAGGGCUCCUACUUCUGCUCUCAGGAAUGCUUUAAGGGAAGCUGGGCCACUCACAAGUUAUUACACAAGAAAGCAAAAGAUGAAAAAGCCAAGCGUGAGGUUUCCUCCUGGACCCUGGAAGGUGACGUUAACACAAAUCCCUGGUCUGGUUAUCGAUACACUGGUAAACUCAGGCCACACUAUCCACUGACGCCAACAAGACCUGUGCCAAGUUAUAUUCAGAGACCAGAUUAUGCUGAUCACCCACUAGGAAUGUCUGAAUCCGAACAGGCUUUAAAAGGAACCUCUCAAAUAAAAAUACUGUCAUCUGAGGAUAUAGAAGGGAUGCGGGUAGUGUGUAGGCUUGCUAGAGAAGUGUUGGAUGUUGCUGCCAUGAUGGUGAAAGCAGGUGUAACUACUGAAGAAAUUGAUCACGCUGUCCAUUUAGCUUGUAUCGCAAGGAACUGCUAUCCUUCCCCUCUGAAUUACUAUAACUUCCCUAAGUCAUGCUGUACAUCAGUGAAUGAAGUCAUCUGUCAUGGGAUUCCCGACAGGAGGCCCUUGCAGGAGGGAGAUAUCGUUAAUGUGGACAUUACCGUCUAUCGGAAUGGCUACCAUGGGGAUCUGAACGAGACUUUCUUUGUCGGAGAAGUCGAUGAGGGCGCGAGGAGGCUGGUCCAAACAACUUAUGAGUGCCUGAUGCAAGCCAUCGAUGCAGUAAAACCUGGUGUUCGGUACCGAGAACUGGGAAACAUCAUUCAGAAACACGCUCAAGCAAAUGGAUUUUCAGUGGUUCGGAGCUACUGCGGGCAUGGAAUCCAUAAGCUUUUCCAUACGGCCCCUAAUGUGCCACAUUAUGCCAAAAAUAAGGCAGUUGGAGUCAUGAAGCCAGGUCACGUAUUUACAAUUGAACCAAUGAUCUGUGAAGGUGGUUGGCAAGAUGAGACAUGGCCUGAUGGCUGGACCGCGGUGACGAGAGAUGGAAAGCGAUCUGCCCAGUUUGAACACACGCUGCUGGUCACCGACACAGGCUGCGAGAUCCUGACCCGGCGGCUGGACAGUAUUCGUCCCCAUUUCAUGUCCCAGUGAUAGCCCAGACUGAGCAGGUGGAUCUGAACGAUACAUAUAUAUAUAUAUAUAUAUAUAUAUAAUUUUUUUCAUCUCUGUACUAUGCAUUUUUUUAAAGAGUACAGAAUAGAGAUAUUUCAUAAUUUACUUUGUUCUCAGUGAUUGUAGAUAAGAGGAAUAUCUUGAAGAACCUGACCCAAUGUCUGGAAAAGCAGAGAAGAAUUUAAAGAAUCUCCUGCUCUCCUACCUGCAACAUUCAUGCUGUAUUUUUCUUUUUCCUUCAAUUCCCUCUUCAGCACCUUUCUUCUGUUCAGACCCACAAUUGAUUCUGUUGCUGCCAUGAUAUUAGCUAGGAAAGUGUGGGUAACCUUCCCCACCGGGACUUGAUAUUUUGGGAUCCAGGUUUUUUCCCCCUGUCUCAUGGUGUGCGAGCAGCACCUGAGAUGUUAAGCAUUUCUAGUUCCAAAGACUUGCUCCUGCUUCUUCAGAUACUGUUCUAAUGGGCUGGGCCUUGUGUUGUUUCUCAAUUGAGAAGGGGGUAGAAGGGAGAGAGAUGUGCAUGUCACCAGGAACAGGCUUCCCUUACCUUUAAAUCUGUCCCCACCUCUCUGCUGGUGGCCUCUGGAGAUUGUGACUGUAGGGGACACAAUGUUAAUGGCAGGACUUGUUUCUCUUGCUGGACAUUUGGUAGUAUGGGCUUCCUACAGGGAAAAUGAAUACAUUCUGACGUAUACACAGGUCCCUGGAAUAAGCUGCUUCUUGGAAAAGCAGCAUUUGCAGGCAGCUUCUUGCUCCAGAAUCUCAGUGGAGCUGAUGUAUGAGAUUUGCCUAAGGAAAGGAAUGAAACAAGAACCAAAAAGAUCCCACAAUUCGAUUCACGGGAUCCCUGCAUGUUAACUGUGGGAUGUUUUUUAGAGGUGCACCCACAGUGGCUGUGGGGACUGGAUUUGCAAGAUUUACAGCGGAAUGAGUAUAUUUCUCCCAAGUCUGAGUGUGACAAAAUGGAACACCUUCAAUGCUGUAUUCAUUUUCUUUUAGAAAUGUUUAAACAGGUCAUUUUCCCCCCUCAGUUCAGUGAGUUUCAUGCUUUUGGAAAGUCUUAAGGAGGCAGUUGUGUAAACUGACCUUUCUCCCUCAGACUGGGGGUAGAGUGGGAAACAUUAGCAAAUAUACCCCCUCAUUUUCUGUUGAUGGGUCACGACAAGCUGGGAAUUGUCACGUAAAGAAGUGUGGACUGAAUAAGCCUCUCUUCUCUCUCCCUUUUCUUUUCCCAUGUGCACUUCCUUUCCAAAAUCUUUGGUCUCUCUGCUGAGGAAAUAUAUAUAUUUUUUUCUCCUGAAUAGUAAUACAGAAUUUUUCAGACACCAUUGCAGACUUAGUCUUACGCCACUGUAAUGCAAGAAAUAGUUAAACCAACGCAGACAUAUUAAAUCAUGCAAUCAUGGGCAUCAAAUACACCUUUUCCGAGGUGUCUAUAGUGAACUUGUUACCACUUUAGACCCGAGCAUAGGUGAGGUGCUGCACACCUUUGGCUCCCCUUGGCACUGCAGAAUUUAGGUGGGGGAAAGGGGUUAGUGCUUCAUGGAAUGGGACUUAAACAUACCACCAAAUACCAAAUUUGCCGGGAACGUCUUCUCUGCCCUGAGUGCCUCAGACCUCCGUUGCUGUAUCAUUGCCAUGUUUUCAUGACCUUCAUUAUUAUUUUUAAUUAUGCAGUAAAGUGACCUGAAAUUAUGCAUCGAGAGGGUGCGUGCGUGCGUAUGCAUGUGUGUGUGCGCGUAUAGAUUUUAACGAGACAGACUGUAGUAUUUGAGUGGCAUUACCUGUGGUGAAUGAGACGUUCUGUAUUGAGAUGACUGCCCUGGAGGUUUGCCCACCAUAUCAUUCAUUGAAAACGGUCUUGCCUUUUCUAUAUAUGUGUGUGUGUGUAUGAUGGGGGGUGUGGGGAGAGACGACUUCAUUUUUGGUCUAGCAAAUAAAAGUUGCGGCUGCUUUUAACAGAAAUAA